Lynx canadensis (Canada lynx) is the source of this 2486-nucleotide messenger RNA. Its product is annotated as zinc finger protein 850-like. The transcript has 4 exons. Gene Ontology annotation, molecular function: DNA-binding transcription repressor activity, RNA polymerase II-specific; RNA polymerase II cis-regulatory region sequence-specific DNA binding. Gene Ontology annotation, cellular component: nucleus. The coding region runs from base 132 to 2243 and encodes 703 amino acids. NCBI's taxonomy places the organism in Eukaryota, Metazoa, Chordata, Mammalia, Carnivora, Felidae. Gene Ontology annotation, biological process: negative regulation of transcription by RNA polymerase II. The record is from RefSeq and is a predicted model, not a curated record.
CCUGCCAGUGAGCACUUUUCUUUUGAAGACGUUCUGUUGGUGCCUUUAAGGGCAUUUUCUCCUGAUGCAUGUGUGAUUUCUCCACCAAUACCUUCUGAGAAAGAAAUCUAGAGGACGAGGGGAAAGAAGAAAUGGCCAGCUCUCAGACGCUGCUGACCUUCAGCGAUGUGGCCAUCGAAUUCUCUCAGGAGGAGUGGGGAUGCCUGAAUCACAGUCAGAGGGAACUGUACAGAGAUGUGAUGUUAGAGACCUGUGGACACCUCCUCUUCUUGGGUCUUGUGUCAAAACCAGACCUGGUCAUCGUUCUGGAGCAAAAGAAGGAGCUGUGGGGUGUGAAGAGAAAAGAGAUAGUAGCCUCACACCCAGGUAGGUGGGAGUACACGUGUAAGGACUGUGGCAUAGUCUUUCAUUGGCACUCGGCACUAUCUCAACAUCAACAAAUGCAUGCUGGAAAGAAAUUGUACAAAUGCGAAGAAUGUGGUGAAACCUUUAAGGACUGCUCAUCACUAAAUAGACACAGGCAAAUCCAUAUCAGAGAGGGACUUGACAAAUAUCAGCAAUGUGGCAAAGACUUUAGCAGGCACUCCUACCUUCUUAGACAUCACAGCAUCCAUACUGGAGAGACCCCUUACCAAUGUAAAGAUUGUGGCAAGGCCUUUAGCCAGCGCUCAAACCUUACUCGACAUCUCAGAAUUCACACUGGGGAGAAACCUUACCAAUGUAAAGAAUGUGGCAAGGCCUUUAGCCAACACUCAAACCUUACUCGACAUCUCAGAAUUCACACUGGGGAGAAACCUUACCAAUGUAAAGAUUGUGAUAAGGCCUUUAGCCGGCACUCACACCUUAUUCAACAUCAUAGAAUUCAUACUGGAGAGAAACCUUACCAAUGUAGUGAGUGUGGCAAGGCCUUUGGCCAGUACUCACACCUCACUCAACACCACAGAAUUCAUACUGGAGAGAAACCUUACCAAUGUAAAGAAUGUGGCAAAGCCUUUAGCUUUCAUUCAAACCUUAUUGAACAUCUCAGAAUUCAUAGUGGAGAGAAACCUUACCAAUGUAAAGAAUGUGGCAAGGCCUUUAGCUACCACUCAGUCCUUAUUCACCAUCACAGAAUUCACACUGGAGAGAAACCUCACCAAUGUAAAGAAUGUGGCAAGGCCUUUAGUCAGCAUUCAAAACUUACUGGACAUCUCAGAAUUCAUACUGGAGAGAAACCUUACAAAUGUAAGGAAUGUGGCAAGGCCUUUACCACGUACUCAAACCUUAUUCGACAUCUCAGAAUUCACACUGGGGAGAAACCUUACCAAUGUAAAGAUUGUGAUAAGGCCUUUAGCCGGCGCUCACACCUUAUUCAACAUCAUAGAAUUCAUACUGGAGAGAAACCUUACCAAUGUAGUGAAUGUGGCAAGGCCUUUGGCCAGCACUCACACCUCACUCAACACCACAGAAUUCAUACUGGAGAGAAACCUUACCAAUAUAAAGAAUGUGGCAAAGCCUUUAGCUUUCAUUCAAACCUUAUUGAACACCUCAGAAUUCAUAGUGGAGAGAAACCUUACCAAUGUAAAGAAUGUGGCAAGGCCUUUAGUCAGCAUUCAAAACUUACUGGACAUCUCAGAAUUCAUACUGGAGAGAAACCUUACAAAUGUAAGGAAUGUGGCAAGGCUUUUACCACGUACUCAAACCUUAUUCGACAUCUCAGAAUUCAUACUGGAGAGAAACCUUACAAAUGUAAGGAAUGUGGUAAAGCCUUUAAGGACUGCUCAUCACUAAAUAGACAUGGGCAAAUUCAUAUCAGACAAAGACUUGACAUAUGUCAAUGUGGCAAGGUCUUUACCAGGCACUCAAUCCUUACUCGACAUCACAGAAUUCAUACUGCAGAGAAACCUUACAAAUGUAAAAAAUGUGGCAAGGCCUUUACCCAGCACUCAAUCCUUACUCGACAUCACAGAAUUCAUACUGGAGAGAAACCUUACAAAUGUAAGGAAUGUGGCAAGGCCUUUACCAGGUACUCAAACCUUAUUCCACAUCUCAGAAUUCAUACUGGAGACAAACCUUACAAAUAUAAGGAAUGUGGCAAGGCCUUUAAAGGACCCUCAGACCUCACUCGACAUAACAGAAUUCAUAGUGGAGAGAAACCUCACCAAUGUAAGGAAUGUGGCAAGGCCUUUACCCAGCCCUCUAUCCUUACUCGACAUCACAGAAUUCACACUGGAGAGAAACCUGAUAAUGUAAAAAGAAUGUAAGUCAGUGCCUAUAAGUGGUGCCCAGCCCUUACGGGACAUCAGAAAAUUCCUAUUGGAGAGUAACCGUACAAAUGUAAAGAAUGUGCAAGCUCUCCCUGCAAGUCACAACUUACUCCACAUUCUAGUUAUCACAUAGGAGCCAAAGUGUGAAAUGGAAAGUGGCCAUGCCUUUACCUGGAAUUCAACUUUUGCUCGAUAUCACAAAAGACACCCUAGACGCAAACCCUAGAAAUGUAAUGAGUG